This is a messenger RNA of Thalassophryne amazonica, 1820 nucleotides long. Its product is annotated as calcitonin gene-related peptide type 1 receptor-like. The transcript has 13 exons. The coding region runs from base 75 to 1502 and encodes 475 amino acids. The record is from RefSeq and is a predicted model, not a curated record. Gene Ontology annotation, molecular function: calcitonin gene-related peptide receptor activity; calcitonin receptor activity; adrenomedullin receptor activity. Lineage: Eukaryota; Metazoa; Chordata; Actinopteri; Batrachoidiformes; Batrachoididae. Gene Ontology annotation, biological process: adenylate cyclase-activating G protein-coupled receptor signaling pathway; cell surface receptor signaling pathway; angiogenesis. Gene Ontology annotation, cellular component: plasma membrane.
GGAUGGCUCAGUGUGGCCUCGGACUCUGAAAGGAAACACACAGAUUGCAGGAUUCUUUGCGGGAACUCACACCCAUGCACACGGUGCAAAGGAUGGAGAUCAGUGCAAAGAUGGACCUGAACCCUUUCCUGCUUCUCCUACUGGUGUCCUCCUUCAAUAAGCUGCAUGUGUUAGCAACUUCUCAACAUGAUCACCAGCUGGAGCAGCAUCACCCCAACAAUCAUGUGACGAGCAACAAAAUAGCCAGAGCUCAGUUUGAAUGUUUCCAGCAGAUCCUGAAAGAAAGCCAUCACAAAAGAACAGCAGGGCCUGUGUGCAACAAGACGUGGGACGGAUGGCUGUGCUGGGAUGAAACUGAAGCCGGCAUCACCACAGAGCAGAGCUGUCCUGACUAUUACAAAGAUUUUGAUCCUCACGCGAUGGCAUUCAAAGUGUGCACAGAGACAGGAGAGUGGGGGCGCCACCCGGAGAGCAACAGGACUUGGACAGACUUCAGGAACUGCUACGCCCACAGCCAACACGACCAGACAGCGGCGAUGAAUCACUUCUACUUGGUGAUGAUUGGUCAUGGACUCUCGCUGGUGGCACUGCUUAUAUCAUUGGCAAUAUUCAUCCAUUUCAAGAGUCUGAGCUGCCAGAGGAUCACGCUCCACAAAAACCUCUUCCUCUCAUUUGUUUUGAACUCCAUCAUCACCAUUGUGUGGCUGACGACGGUGGUGAUGAAAAACCAGGGAAACAUAUAUAAUGAUUCUGUGAGCUGUAAGCUGCUCAUGUUCAUCCACCUCUAUCUGCUGAGCUGUAACUACUUCUGGAUGCUUUGCGAGGGGAUUUAUCUACACACCCUCAUUGUUGUGGCAGUGUUUGCAGAGAAACAACAUCUCAUGUGGUAUUACUUACUGGGUUGGGGUUUUCCACUGGUGCCUGCACUGAUACACUCAGUUGCCCGUCGCUACUACUACAAUGACACUUGCUGGAUCAGCUCAGACACAUCUCUGCUGUACAUCAUCCAUGGUCCCAUCUGUGCUGCACUGGUGGUGAACCUUUUCUUUCUGUUGAAUAUUGUUCGCGUUCUCAUCACCAAGUUGCGCGUGACGCACCAGGCUGAGUCCAACCUCUACAUGCGGGCAGUGAGAGCCAUCCUCAUACUCAUUCCUCUGCUCGGCAUCCAGUUCGUCCUGGUCCCUUAUAAGCCCCAGGAUCACGUGGCCCUUGAGAUCUUUCUGUACAUCACAGAAAUCCUCAUGCACUACCAGGGUCUGUUGGUUGCUACAAUAUUCUGCUUCUUCAAUGGAGAGGUUCAGAGUGUCCUACGGAGACACUGGAAUCAACAGAGGAUGCAGUUUGCCGGCACUUUUGCCAACACCGACUUCUUCCGCUCUGCCUCCUACGUGGCAUCAUCGCUUACGGAGGUGAACCGCUGUUACAGCAUCGAAAGCCACAUGGAGCACAUGAACGGCAAGAGCUACUCAGACAUCUUCAGAUCAGACAGCCCGUUCGUGUGAGGGUGCUCCCAGAAUUUGGGCUUCUCUGCUUUUCCCAAGAUGAAGAUAGACGUGCAUUCCUGCACACAGGCAUGGAAAUUUUAAAGUACUGUCAUACCAUUUUUCUCCAACUUUCGUUUUCUGAGACAUUAACUGCUGGACAUAAGGAAGCGUUCAUGAUGCAACGUUUCCUACAGCGAGGGAGGAUUUAAGACAUUGUUGCAUCUUGUGGAAUAAACUUGACCAGAGAGUCGUCGAUCAGCACAAAGUCGAUGCAGUAGCGAUGCUGGUGGGUCGCUGCUGAACAGGCUGAGAUGUAGGUGCAACACGACUGGGCAG